UAGAUCACUGAGAGAAUCAGCUGUCGGCAUUUUCCCUAAGCCUGAAACAGACCCAGACAUAGCUGGAGCAGGUCUCCUUCCACCUACCAUUAGUACUGAGAAUUCAAAUCUAUCAACUGGAAUUCUAUGUUUAAACAGCCAAAGAAGACUGAAAAGUGAAGAAAAAGAUUUUGGUGAGGAGAGAUUGUUGUAUCUGAGGACACCAAAGAGAAAUAACCAGCCACUAUUGGAACAAGAGGUCAUCCCUGUGGGAGAAAGAACGUUACUUCUUGAUAAUACUUGACAAGCAGUAAAAAGGUCUCAGCAGAUAGAGAUGGCUCGGAACAUGGAUAAGAUCCGAUCAUCGGAAGUGAGCCAGACCACGGAGGAUGAAUUUUUACCACCACCACCUCCUGAUCUGCUUGAAGCUUCCACCAAGCCAGAUGUAACAAUGAAAGAGCAGACUCAAAAAAUCUUACCCCCUCCACGUCAGACCUUUGUCAAGUUCCAUCAGCAACGGCAAAUUAAUGAAUUGAAGAGGCUGUAUAAGCACAUGCACCCAGAGCUAAGGAAAAAUUUGCAGGAGGUGGUCACUGAGGAUUGGGCAGAAGUGCUGAAUGCUGAACGCGUGGCUGCAGACUUAACAACUGGUGUCCACGGCAACAGUGAUGCAGCACUUCAAACCGAGGUCCAGUCCAUGCGCUGGAUAUUUGAUAACUGGCCACUGGACACAAUUGGAGAUCACCAAGCUACUAAGAAGAUGAAGGAAGAGGAGGCCAUCCUCAGUGGAGAUGUGAAGAGCACAUCAUGGAAGUUUGAAAACCAAACAAUAGAUGCCAUCAGUUCCCAGCACUCUGAAUUUUCUGCAAAUUCCAGUGUUGCAAAAGAGCAAACAAAGGGUGAUGUCCGCACAGCUUUGUGGCUGUUUGAAACUCAGCCAAUGGAUUCCCUGAAUAAAAUGUACUCCAAAGACAAUGAUCUACAAGAAGCAGUUCUGAAGGAACCAUUACAAAAAGGAGAUGUCAGAGGUACCAAGCUAUUAUUUGAAACUCAUCCGUUGAGUGACUUGGGACGAAGCAACUCAAUGGAAGAAAGCAGCUUAUUGCAACUGCGUUCAGAAGUACAAGAGGUGAAAGGGGAUGUGAACAGAACCGUGAAGCUUUUUGAAACAGAGCCACUGUGUGCCAUUCGUGAUACUGCCGGCAAUAUUCACCAGAUCAAAUCUAUCUGCAGAGAAGAAAUCCAACAGAGUGGUAAUGUGCAAAGCACUCGGUGGCUAUUUGAAACACAGCCCCUCAGUAGCAUUAACAGAGAUUUCUCAAGGAUGAAAAUUAUUCGAGGCAUCUCCCUGGAAGGGACACAACAGGGGGGAAGUGUUGGCAAAAAGCGAUGGCUCUUUGAAACACAGGCCUUGGACACCAUCAAAGAGCAGACUGAGGAGUCAGACAGUAACAUCGACGUCAGGGUGAUAGAAGGAGGAGAUGUAAAUCAGAAAUGCUGGCUUUUUGAAACUCAACCUCUUGACUCAUUAAAAGAAAGUUCACCUGAAGAGCUAUCUAAGGAACCAGUAAUUGGAGGUAAUGUGAACUCUACUCUUUGGUUGUUUGAGACUCAGCCAAUGGAAGUCCUGAAAGACAGCUUUGAAGUUAGCCAAUUGAAAAGAGUUAUUACAGAAGAAGAAAAGGGAGAUGUGAAGCAUAAGGCUCAUGUGUUUGAAAGCUGUUCUAUAGACAGCAUCAACAAAGAACAAUGUGACACUUCCAAAAGCAGUGAAGAUACAUUGGAGAUACAGAAGGGAGAUGUCAAAGCUUACAAGUGUCUUUUUGAAACACUUCCCCUUGAUUGUAUUAAAAAUUCUGAAGAAAUAUUAGUGGGGAAUCAUGUAGAAGUCUUGGGUGGAAAUGUAAAUGAGAACAGAGUUCUCUUUGAAACUGUCCCCCUUUAUGCUAUCAUGGAUGGUGCAGGCCACUGUCAUCAAGUCAAGACAGUAAGCCGAGAGCAAGUCAUUAGUGGAGAUGUCAAACACUAUAAGUGGAUGUUUGAAACCCGCCGCCUGGAUCAGUUUGAUGAAAGUACACAAAAUGUGGAAUUGGUUAAAGGCAUCACCAAAGAGGAGAUCCGAUCCAACAACAUGGAGACAACAAGGUGGCUAUUUGAAACACAGCCGCUUGAUGUAAUCCACGCUAAUGUCAACAAAACAGAAAAUCAGGGCUCUGAAAGGGAAGAUUUAGUGAAAGGUGAUGUGAGGACAUGUAGGUGGCUGUUUGAAACACAGCCAAUGGAUGCUUUGUAUGAAAAAGCUGAAGUUAAGCAAGACUGUGAAAUGCAACCGAAAGGUGAUGUCAAAUCAUACACCUGGCUCUUUGAAACACAAGCACUGGACAGCAUCAAUGAGAAUGAAGAGCAACACCUGAAAGUCCACACCAUGCAAAUGGAUGAUGUUAAAGGGGUUGAUGUGAAGACUAAAAGAUAUCUGUUUGAAACAGAACAAUGUGGAAAUCUUGCUGGGGAAUUUGAUGCAGCUCAGAACAUGAGGUACACAAGUGAAGUGGACAUCCAGUCUGGGAAGGUGUCAAGAGUGAAAGAAAUUUAUCAGAGCACUUCACUCAGUGAAAUAGGCGACACAGAAGAGAAGAGAAAUAGCUUCACAUCCUCAGAAGAGGAUGGCACACAGCCGGGAUCGGGCUGUGUACACAAGUUCACUUGGCUCUUUGAAAAUUGCCCAAUUAGCUCCAUUAAAGAAACGCCUGAAGAGGCAAUACCCAAGAGCACAAUCACUGACGUAAAGGGGGGCGAUGUUGGUGGCAAAAGGUUUGUUUUUGAGACCUAUUCACUGGACCAAAUAAAAGAGGACACUGAUAUGAAGGAAUUGCAUUCAACAAGGGAAGAAACUAAUGCCAAGGGUGAUGUGAAGUCAUGCACCAUGCUGUUCGAAACACAACCCCUCUAUGCACUUCGGGAUAAGGAAGGCCAGUAUCAUGAAGUUACUACAGCAAAGAAAGAGGAAAUCAUGAAGGGUGAUGUAAGAGGAACCAGGUGGCUCUUUGAAACAAAACCAUUGGACACAAUCAGGCCAAUGGAUGAGGUAUUUGUGAUCAGAGCUGUCACACAGGAAGAUGUGCACAAAGGAGAUGUGACAGCAGCUCGAUGGAAAUUUGAGACCCAGCCUUUGGAUUCAAUCAGAGAUGAAGCACAGCCAAGAAUAAAGGUAGUGGAUGAGGUUCAGGGAGGAGAUGUUCAAUCAAACAAGCAACGCUUUGAAGGGCAACAAGCAAGCCAGAGAUAUGUGAGGAUGGUUAGUGUCAGUGAUGUUCAGAGUGGAGAUGUCAGGACAUCAACUUGGCUGUUUGAAAACAUGCCCAUUGACUGUUUGAAGGGAGAAACUGAAGAAACCACGGGUACGACGACAGUCCAACGAGAAGAUAUACAGAAAGGGGAUGUGAAGAGAUGUACUUGGCUGUUUGAGUCCCAACCACUGGAUAGCCUAAAAGAUUCAGACUUUUCAAUUGACAAAGAAACCAAGGAGGAAGUGACUUGUGCAGAUGUAAAGACUACAACAUGGUUGUUUGAAACAACACCUUUAGACACAUUCAUUCUUUCACAAUGUAGCACAGAAAGCACCAAGAUGACAGAACAAAAUAUCCGUACAAGCUUGGAAACCCUCAUCAACUCUGGAGCCAUCAAGUCAAAGGGACUUAUUAUUGAAUCAAGUGAGACAGGCAUUCUAAAAAUGGCCAAAUAUCAACUGAUGAGUCAGAAUGAUCCACAUAUUCUCAAAGAAGAAGUUAUAGGUGGAAACAUGCAGAGAAUUCUGAUGCAGUUACUUCAAAGGAAGGAAUCCCUUUAUUCUGAAGGUAUCAUGCUGAAGGAAGAUGAAAACGGAAGGAUUUCUCAAAGUAAGAUUCAGCUUUUUGGCCAGUCAGGAGUUAACAUUAAUGAAAAGAUUGUUAAAGAAGAAAGCACUCAUACAAUUUCUAGCUUUUUAAUGGAAGACAGUAAAAUGAAACAAGGGAUUUUGAUUCAAGAAACCGACAAAGGAAUUGCUCAGAUUACCAUCUAUUCUCUUGUUAACCGGCCUCAAUUUGAGGAGGUUGAAAAUGGGACAAUCAAAGGAGAUGUAAAGUCUACAAUUAAUAGUCUUCUUGCUUCAACUCAGCAGCAGACUGCAUCAACAGUAAAACGUGAGAAAAAUGAAAGAGGAAAUGUACAACUUUACACAACGUGCAUUGAAUCUGGGACACUGGACUAUCUCAAAGGCCAUCAGGAGGAUUCUGAUGAUCCUGAUGUUUCCUCUCAGGAAAAGGAGAUUGUACGUGGUGAUGUUGAAGGUGCCAUAAGAAACCUAACAGAGAGCAGAGGCCAAAUUGAAAAGUCAGUUGCUGAUAUUAUACCAGGAGAUGUCCAAGGAACCAAAAAAUACUUUUUAACAGAAGCACAGCGAGGCCAAUGUGUUACUCAGAGAGAUGGUGCAUUUGAUGCUGAUGUCAGUUUUGCUCAUCAGACCUUUGGGCAGGCUGCGAAUGCAGGAUUAAAAGACGAAAUUGCACCUGGUGAUGUUAAAACCAAGAUGCAGUCACUGGACAAUGUAAAAUACCAAACAAAAAUCCUGGAUAUGGAACAUAUUCCUCGCGGUAAUGUGAAGGACCCGCUGCAGGAGUCAAUAUGUGAUAAGAAAGAAGCAAGAGUAAAAGAGUGUACAGAAUCCAGCUUUUGCUCACGAAGUGAAGGCUCCAUCAGAGUUUCUAAGAUGGGUGCAGAAAAUGCCACAGGUCAGGACCUUCAGACAGCAAUGGAGAACCUCAGAGAAGUUACUGCCAAAGCACAUAGCAUACAGCAGAAAUCUAGGGUGCAAGAACAUUUCCAGAGGAAAUCACAAAGUACAGCAGAAGCUCCAGAACAUUGUCACCAAGGCAAUCAAUUCAGGAAUACGCUGGAGAAAGAGACAAAGAAGCACGCUCAGAUCUCCACACAACAGCAAAGCAGUGCAGCAUCAAGACAUCAAGCAAGUGCCCAUGUGACUGUCAAGCAGUACCAACAACUAAAGAGCCAACAGGAUAGUCAUCAGGUCAGUGCCUCUGUGGGAACGGAAGGACUUGUGGCGUUUGUGGCUUGCUCAAGUGAAAGUCAGAAAUGUGAACACUUAACUGACAUAGUUCAAAGCAGCAGAGGUGAGAUGAGAGCUGCCUCAGAACAGAUGCUGUCUCACGGUCAGCACUUGUUCAAUACCUUAGAGAAGGAAGAUCGGGCAGUAGCAGAUCAGGAAAUAAUUGUCAAGGGCGACAUAAAGUCAACUAUAGAAGCUUUAAAGGAUUCAGUGACAGAGCAAAGAUCCAUUGAGAAAGAUGAGGUGGUCCGAGGUAAUUUGCAGGCAGCUCUCCAAUCCCUGGGAAAAGCUAAUAUGAACGUAUCCAAAGGCGAUUUUAAAGCCGCCAUGAUAUAUAGAACAGCAGGCCAGUCACAUUCACGUGACCAAAAGAAGAGUGGUGUUAGAACUGUUUGUAAUCAGAUUUCACUACCACAGUCUGAUGUUGAGUUUCCUUCUGCAGUUCCAGUGACAAAGUCCACUGUACCGUCGAACAAAGCUUGUGGCCAUCUUCCAGUGGAAGGCACCCCUCUUCCUUUAAACCAGACAAGUCCACCUGCAGUGAAAAAUCCAGCUUCGUCGCAAUUUCCUCCACUACUUCCACUCAAGACGAAGGAACAAAACAUCGCAAAUAAACCAUCUAUUGCACCAAAGCCACCUUCAAUCCCUCCAAGACACAUGCCAGUGCAGGGUGGGAAACCUACUCUGCCUCCUAAACCAGAAUAUUUGCAAGUAAUCCAUGCUGUUCCAAGUCCACCCCCUCCACCAAGAAACUAUGCAUCAGUCAUGCCUAAAUCAAACCCAUUACCUCCAGUUGUGUGCAAAUCACCUCCAGUAAAACCUACAAGAGCAUCACUUCCUACAGUAACUACCACUCCAUCAAAGUGUCAGGAAAUGGAGCCAGAGAGGCAACAAGAACAGCUUCAUUUGGAAGAAAAAUCCACCACAAUGCCUUCUUACACCACGGUAAAGAAAACUCCUUUGCAGUUGGCAGAGGAGAAAUACAGGAAAGAAAAGGAAGGGCAGAGCAAGUUAAAUGCGAUGGUAACUCACCCAUUAUCAAAUAUACCACUGCAAGAGAUGCAGCAGAGAGGAAGAAACUCCACUGGAUGUCUUGAUUACACCAACGUCUCCAUGACAAGAGAACCAGAAGUGAUACCUAACCAACAGAAUGCUGCAGCGGAAGUCCAGCGGUUCGCACAGUCCUGUUCAAAAGAAAGCACAGCAAGCACUGAAAUGUUUCAGGGAAUGGUAUCUGCUCCUCAAACCUUUGGUACCCAAAACAAACCAAAUUCUACUCAAAUGGGCCUGCCGAACAACCCAGAAAAGAAUCGGACAAUGACCGAGGAUAGAUCUAAUUUAUCAAAGCAAGUUAAAACUGUGUCACCGACAACCUCUGCCAGGAUCAUUGCCCCACAGAGCUACCAACAAGCACAACUGAGUGCCGAGUCACAUCACCGACAGCCAGUCAAAGCUUCGUUUGAACAAUCAGAGUGUCAGACUGCCCAACGUCAUGGGUGCUCCAACCAGCACCGGUUUAGUAACCAAGCACUAGCUGCAAAUGACCAACAAGUGUUGUUGGACCAACAGCUGCAGCACAGCCCACGACCAGAUGCAGUUGUCAUGCGAGAGGGCCGACAACAAUGUAAAGAGACAGAGGAUGACCGCAGAAAAAGGUUAUCUGUUCACAAGGAGGAGAUAAUGAGAGGAAACGUGAAAGCAGCAAUGGAGAUCUUUGAAAACCUAAAGAAAAGAGAAGAAUUGCAGAAGAUAUUGACCAGAGUUAAAGAAUUUGAAGAGGAGACUUUUAAAGUUGAUGUGAAAGGUCUGAAGAGUUUAUUUGAGAAUGUGCCUGAGUGGGUGGUGCCUAAGAAUAAUGGGGUAAAGCAACUUAAAGCAGUUGACAGCCGGAAGGAUGAGAUGCAGAAUCAGCCCAGGAUGGUCAAAGAUGAAGCAGAAAGUUUGUCUUCAGUGGAACUUGUGUUUGAAGAUCUUGAAAGGGCAAGUGCAGAGAUAACGUAUCUGAAGGAGCAGACAUUGGCAAAGUUAUUACAUAUUGAGGAGUCCAUUAAGAAAGCCCUGUAUUCAGUCUCCAACCUGAAAUCAGAGUCUGACAUUGCAGGUCUCUCUGGUUUAUUCGGAGAGUCACUGGGAGCUGCCACAAACUCCGCUACUCCUGGCAAUAUCAAGAAAAUCAGUUUGGCCUCCAGCAAAUCAAGCUCAGAGAACACCAUGCAAUUGAAAGAAUAUCAUUCUCACAAAGAACAGUUAGAAAAGUCACUGGAUCAAGCCAGGCCAUCAUUGGAUAUUCCACCUGUUUCCGCUCGUGUGGGCUCUCCAUCAUCUCCUUCCUACAUUUCCAUUGAAUCAGCAGUUAGAAAACCUGCAGGUCCUUUGAAAACAAAAUCAUCUGCCUCACAUCUUGACAUUGAGUCCUUUUCACCCUCUCCUCAAAAUCAAGCUGUCCCAUCCUGUUCUGCAAAAGUGACAACCAUUGAUGAUUGCAAUGGUUUUUUUCUUUGCAAUGGAUACAAAAGUGCCAGCAAACAAACAGAGUUACCAAAACAACAUUCGGUGCCAAGAAAGGAAUUUGUGCAAAAAGAUACCAACAAUGAGUUCAUUCAAACAGGCCUAAAGGAAAGCAACAUUGUUAAAGGGAGUGACAAUGUGGCCAACUCACCUACAGGUUGCAUCUCUCUGAGUGGAUUUAAAACCAACGUUGUCGAUAGAACUCAGAGCCCAGUGCCCCAGAGAAGCAAAAGUGUUGUGGAGUUCAAGACAGGCCCUGAUGGAGGUGAAAUAGUUGGUACAAAGACCAUCAUGGAAAAAUAUGAAGAAAUUGAUCGUUUUGGGAACAAAAUUAUCACGUCAAAAACCUCAACCACUGUCACAAAGCAGUCUGAGUCAACAACGUCAUCCACAUAUGAAGUAGUUCAAGCACUACCUAGGUAUGAUGUUGUUGCUUCGCCCCUUCUUAAUAGACAUCUGCAGAGUUAGACAAGGGCUGAUGAAGAUUCACGAUCUAACAUCGAGGAAGAUGGAGGCUUGUUUCUUUCUAUUGAGAAUCCCAGUUCAGCGAAGAGAUUAAAGUGAUGCUGCAAUCCUUUAACAUACAACUACCACCGAUCUAAGAAACACAGAUGGGGAGAAUAAAACGCAUAUUGAAACUGAUAAAUGAACAAAGUAUGCAUAUAGUAUGCAGGGUCAGCUUCUAUGGAGAUAGGUUAACGUGCUCAUCCUUGGGCUGCCAAAGCAGAAUCAUUGCUAACAAAGGAUCUAUACUGAAUGUCAACUUUUUGCAAUUGUCAAAUUGAAACAAAAACAGUAUCAACGUUCUAGAAAGGUAUAGAAAAAUACAUCAUCUGACUGAUUAAUGUUUGAGAGCCAGAGAACUGAGAUUUAUUGAAAAAUUUCCUUGUCCUCAGAGACUAGAUUUGAUACUGUGCUGAAGUUAAAAUCUGUGGCAUGUACUUUUAACUUUAAUAAAUGGAGUAAAACUGAUUAUUUUGAAUUAGCCACACAUUAUAUACAUCAUCACCAAUUUUUCUUUCCUCUCCAUGAGAAAAUUGAAUUUGGUGGAGCUCUGGUGGCCAAUUCAAUAUCAUCCAUUUUAUAGCAUUUGAAAAAGGUGGAAUUACCACAUAUAUGUGACAUAACUAAUAUUUCCUGUUUUUAUGAAGACAUAAUGUUGUGCUCUGAAUUAGAUUACAAUUAUCCAUUACUGUUCAAUUUUUCUACUUACUUUUUCUCUAGUUUCUUUUGUACUUUAGUUGUACAUUCAAUGUAUCAGCUCCACCAGGAAUCCCAAAGUCUUUUUGCUUUCAAACUGUUCUUCUUCUUUCCUGUUCUAUUUUUAUUCCCAUAAUUUGCUUUAAUAAACUUUUUAAUAUUUCUUCAGCUCUAUCUUGUUUUG
Mobula hypostoma (lesser devil ray) is the source of this 8975-nucleotide messenger RNA. Its product is annotated as xin actin-binding repeat-containing protein 1-like. Gene Ontology annotation, cellular component: stress fiber; focal adhesion. The record is from RefSeq and is a predicted model, not a curated record. Gene Ontology annotation, molecular function: actin filament binding. The transcript has 4 exons. Gene Ontology annotation, biological process: actin filament organization; actin cytoskeleton organization. Bases 314 to 8059 code for a protein of 2581 amino acids. Lineage: Eukaryota; Metazoa; Chordata; Chondrichthyes; Myliobatiformes; Myliobatidae.